Messenger RNA from Hipposideros armiger (great roundleaf bat), 2408 nucleotides. RefSeq names its product zinc finger protein 414 (gene ZNF414). NCBI's taxonomy places the organism in Eukaryota, Metazoa, Chordata, Mammalia, Chiroptera, Hipposideridae. The record is from RefSeq and is a predicted model, not a curated record. Bases 309 to 1646 code for a protein of 445 amino acids. The transcript has 7 exons.
UAUCUCCACCCUCAAACAAUGCACUUGGCCACUUCUGGCCCCUCCAGUAUCUUCCUAGCCGCGCCUUGUUUAGAGCCCCGCCUUCAUCGUCUUUGUCCUGCCCACUCGGCCACGCCCCUGCCGCGUAGAGUGCCUCCCACCUUCCCAAUUUGGGUAGGAGGGGAUGCUGCUUUCAUAUGAGCAAUUCCUGACGGAUGUCCUCUUCUACAUUUGGGACGCCGCCCAACUCCCUGUCUGGGGAUGGAGACAGGAGGCAGUAGCCCAAUCCAGCCUCAUCCCCUGCCCUCUCUUAAUGGUGCCUUCUUGGGAUGGGGGCUGACUGGGUGAUGUCUCGGGCGUUCGCUGCUUCAGGAAUGCCCAACGGUCUUGGCGGGGUGGGAGGAGUUCCUCUGGCUGACCCCAGCAGACACUGGGCCCAGAGGGGUUGGCUCUCCCCACCUUUCUUCCACCAGGAGGAGGAACCCUUGGGGCCCAGCCCGGACAUGCCGGCUACUGCAGAGCCCAGCUCCAGUGAGACUGACAAGGAAGUUUUGUCCCCCGUUGUAGCUGCUACAGCCACCUCUUUCUCCAUGGGGGAGGAGCCAGGCCCUGACCGGGCAAUCACACCCCCAGUGUGGGAACGUGGAGGGCUUAGAGGGGCCCAGCAGGGUGCAUUCCCAGUCCCAGACAGUGGCCAGCCUUGCCCUGGACCCAGCUUUGGCCUGACAAGCACAGUCUCCGGGACCAGCGAGGACCUGCGGCCUCCCAGACGACGCCCACUACCAGGGAAGCAGAUACCCUGCUCCAGCCCUGGCUGCUGCCUCAGUUUCCCCAGCAUUCGCGACCUGGCACAGCAUCUGCGUACCCACUGCCCACCCACACAGUCCCUGGAAGGCAAACUCUUCCGCUGUUCCGCCCUGAGCUGCACGGAGACCUUCCCCAGCAUGCAGGAAUUGGUGGCACACAGCAAGCUUCACUACAAACCCAAUCGCUACUUCAAGUGUGAGAACUGCCUCCUGCGCUUCCGCACGCACCGCUCGCUCUUCAAGCAUCUGCAUGUUUGCGCCGAGCAUGCGCAGAGCCCAGCCCCGCCGCCACCCCCCGCCCUCGACAAGGAGCCACUCGCGCUCGAGCGCCCCCCGGAGUGCGACCCCGCGUUGGCGCCGGGCCUGCAGUUCCCGCUGCUCGAGCCCUUCACGACCCCAGCCCCUGCCCCCGCCGGGCCCUUCCUGCCCUACUUGAACCCCGCGCCCUUUGGCCUAAGCCCCCCACGCCUGCGCACCUUCCUGGCCACCGCGCCCGGCCCGCCUGCCUCCAGCGCCGCCGUGUGGAAAAAGAGCCAAGGAGCAGGCGGCAGCCCGCGAAGACCCCAGGGCGGCUCCGACGCGCCCUCAGGGCACGCGGCCCCGAGCCGCAUCGUGUGGGAGCACACGCGGGGCCGCUACUCGUGCAUGCAGUGCGCCUUCUCCACGGCCUCGCGGCCCGCCAUGACCCUGCACCUGGAGGACCACCGCCCUGUCGCCCCCGUGGCCCCGGCGUCCGGGCAACCGCGCCCCGACCCCGACGCGCGGGCGGGUAUGACCCUCGGAUCAGCAGCAUCGGCAUCACCUGGGACGUUGCAGCCUGAGAAGCCUUACCACGGACCAAAGGCAGACCCUGCGCUUUAACAACAGGGACUAAACACCGGUGCUUCCCAGCUUAGCUGCACAUCAGAAUCACCCCACAAGUGUCUAAGAAACCCCCAGGCUCAGGCCACACCCUAGACCAACUAAGUCUGAAUCUCCAGGAGUUUGUCUCUUUGUAAACUCAAGCAGUCCCAAUGAGUGACUAAACUGAAAAUCAGGGCUCUGCACUCUCCCAGCCAGUGUGUUCUCCCUCUAUCUAUGCACUGAGGUCACUGCCCUUCUGGGGAAACUUACCCGGCUGGGCCUCAUCCUAACGGUGCUAGUCUUACCCACUACCUUCAUCCCCUUUUCUCUGGCCUCCCACCUAUCUCUAUUUUCCUCCCACCCCUCUGUCCUCUGGGAACCUGGGGUGUCCUCAGACACCCUCUCUCCCUAGGGGCCAAGGUCUUGGAUACUACCCACCCACCCACCCCCAAAUCUGCCAUCCUGGUGGGCCAUCUGCUCAGUUGCAGUCAUCCAUGGCCCCAUGUGACACCUGCCCCUGCAACAGGGAAGUCCUGCUCAGAGCUGGGAAUCAGACUGCAGAGAAGUGUUGAAAUGAGGAAGGCAGAUGAGGUAAGAGCUGCGAAAGGGCCUCGCCCAUCACUCAGCAGACUGCUGGGUCUCCCACCAAGAGAGCCAGACCAUGCCCCUUCCCCACUGAGAACUCCCCGUCCCAUGGAGGCACCGGCUAGAGUUGGCCUUGGCCUGCCUCUGUCGGCAGGAGGUCCUCAGGGCCUGGCACCAGGUCCUCCAUGGAGCCUG